AUGCGGUUCGGGAUGGACACCGCCCCUCCCAUUCUCAUGCAAGAACUUCGCUCCGUCUUGUCCAGUGAACCUUGGGCAGGCGUCUUCCCGACUCCGAUCCAGGUUUCCGACAUGGUCCGUCUUGGCUUCCUCCCGUUGCUACCACAAGAAUUGGCGAUUGGCCCGUACUGCAAAGACUUGAUGCGUCUCUGCGACUUCCAGUAUCCCAUCGGCCUCAUGCAAGAAUGGGUCAACAAUCCACGGUUCUUCUCGGCCAAAUUCACUGGGUCUUCGCGAGGACUCCUGUGCUGGCACGUCUUUGUUCCAAAAGCCUUCGCUCGCGAGGCCGACCUGAUCUUGGCGGCAAACUUGGACCUACGCAAGCCCAGUUGUGCUCCCUUCCAAGCGCCGACCCAUUACACCAGAGAUUGGCAGGCGGAAAAAGAUGAAUUGGUCCUUGGCAAACAGUGCCCACAGCUUCAGUCCUUGAUUGAAGCCAUGCGGGAAAGGACUCGGGCGACGCGGGCUCUGACUGCAAUCUACCGGAUUCCCAUCAAACUCCUGGGCAUGCUGACUUCGGCUGCAAUUGAGAAGUUUGGAAGGCUCACCCUCCUACGAUUCCUUCUUGCCGUCAUCGUCACGGGCGCCCAGGCCAAGAAGGCGGAGGAUGCAGAACCCACGAAGCCACCGACCAAGACCCUUGACGUGCUGAGUGAUAGCGAGUCGUCCGGUGACGACGAUGAUGAUGACAGUCCCCCAACCUUCGAGUGGACCACCACCAUCAAAAAGUCUUUGUUUGCUUCCACUCCAAAACCUGUGGAGGACAAGAAAAAGUCCCUCCUCACGGCACCCAAGUCGCCCGAGGACAACAAUGCCUGGAUCGACCAGCUUGCCCAGAUGGACCUUACCAAAGACAGACCAAGCCCUCUGUUCUUCAUGAUCCUACCGGCCGAGGAAGAUGGUUGCUACUUUGUGGUGGUUCGCCAGCGCUAUCUCCCCCUUGCAAUGAACGUGCUCGACAGCCUGCCGUCCUUUCUCCAGUUUCACCUUGGCGAGUCUUCAUUCCCCAAUUUCAUUCGAGUUAUCAAGAACUGGUCCGCUACCGACCUCGCCUACCAGAAUCGCAAGCUUCAUGUUGCAUGGGUCCCGUUGGAGCUACGCUCCCGCUGUAUUGACGAUCCCACCGACGAUCAAGGUCCUCAAGUCCGUGAUCCCAUGGACUUCCUUCUCUGCAUGGAAGACCCUGUGGAGAUUCUUGAGGGCACUCUCCAAAUUGACAUUCACGCCAAACAUGUUCGUGACGUAGAUGAUGGCCUUUCUGUGAUCGGUUACCUCGACGAUUGGAACAAGAGUCAGGCCCAGCUCCAGACCGCUCUCCAGACCAUCGAGACCAUUACUGACGAGAAGAACAGUUUGAACCGGGAUCUACAGUCCGUUCGUGACGAAUUGGAGGCAAUGAAGGCCGCCCAAGAGGCAGCUGCUGCUAUGUCAGAGUUGGCUACAGACAUUAGGCCCAUUCCGAUGCUUACAGUGGACGUUCCUACCGGUCCACCGGGCCAAACACGCGUCAGCACUACUACAGUACUCAGUCCCUCGGCUCGUACCAUUGCUUCACCAGCGACGGCUCAAGAAACGGACGGAGAAGAUGGGGAGGACCAACCCAACGCGUCCUCUCCUAUGGACACCGGUCGAGAUGGUUUUGGUGACAACCAUCUUGCUCGUGCACCGGGUUCCGCCCGGCUCGCCUUCCAGAAUAUUAACACUAUUCCCAACGAGUCAGACGACCCUAAACAAGCGCAACUCAACCACUGGAUUCAAAGCGAAUGUGGCAAAGGUUUCCAUUCGGCGGUGGCCUACAAUACCCAUCAACCACGGGCGGCCCAUUCUACCACUCAAUUUGGGGGCUGCUCGACUUCUGCCUUCAACAAAGUAUCUCACCGAGUUAGGUCCAGUGGCGACGAUAGCUUGGGGCGAUGGGCUUGGAUACGUCUUCAGGGCCGAACACGAGGCGUUGGCCAGCGCGACUUGGUGGUGAUCUCUGCCUACCGUCCAAACCCACCUAACGACGGGCAUCAAACAGUGUGGUUCCAACAUAAGGCCCACUUCAGCCGCACCAACCGCGAUGCAGAACCCAGGGAGGCUUUCAUCAAGGACCUCUCGACGGCUAUCAACAAAUGGCGCGACGACGGCUGUUCUAUCAUCUUGGGCAUCGAUGCCAACGACGACUUAUCCUCCUACUCCCCGAAGUCUUUCCGUUUUCGGAUGAGCGAAGUAGGACUGGUCGAGGCGAUCCAGUCUAAGCACCCAGGGUCCCAUCAGGCCACUUACCAGCGGAACCUCCGUGGGUAUCCGAUUGACGGUAUCUUCGCGACGCCUGACGUGCCCAUCCUGGCCGGCGGGUACUACCCUUUUGACGAACACGUCGCCUCCGAUCACCGUGGCCUGUGGAUCGACUUUGACUUGAACAGUCUCCUUGGCGGACACCAACCUACGAAAUCCACCCAUGUUCCACGCCGGCUGGUGAUGCACAACAAACGGGUGGUUCAACGAUAUGUCCAAUUGGCGGAGCAGGGUUAUAUGCGGUACAAUAUUCCGGGUCGUCUCUCUACCCUAGGAUUCGAUGUUGCCCGACAGCAGGGCGUCAUCACCAAAUCCCAGGCGGUCAGAUUCGAUCGGAUACACGCUGAUGCCUACACAGUUUGA
Cylindrotheca closterium is the source of this 2682-nucleotide messenger RNA. The record is from the annotation of a GenBank genome assembly. Lineage: Eukaryota; Bacillariophyta; Bacillariophyceae; Bacillariales; Bacillariaceae.